AUGAAGGCGGCCAGUCAGGCUUGCUGCGCUUGGGGCGAUGUCCUGAUGAGGAGCCGAGAGUGUUGCAACGUGCCGGGACCACCUUUCUGCAUCAGCCGCGGCGAGUCCAAGCUGGCGCGGAUGUCUGUAUUCUUUGCCGCUGUCUUCGCUGCAGUGGCUGCGACUGUUUUGCCAAAGUUUCAGAAGUGCUGCGGUCGUCGGCCCGGUUCCGGAUCUUGCGUGGAGUCGUUCUUUGCUCCCAGCCUCUUCCGCACGCCGCCGGCAGUGGAGCCCUGCGCAGUCGGUGAUGUGGGAAGUAUGGAGCGAGGUGGUGUGGAGCCAAACACGGCUCUCAUGAGCGAUCUCAAACAAAUCUGGAGUGGCGAUGGGAGGAAGCAAAGAGGCACAUCUCUUCGCACCCUGCCGAAAGGCGACUUCUGGCGAGAUCAGGCUGCCACAGCCUUCGCAAAGCUGCAGUCGGCUUUCGGAUUCCAGGAGGACUCGGUGAGAUGUCAGUUCGAGCACAUGCUCUCCCUCUGGCGUUCUCAUUGUGCCGUCGUGGCUGACCGCCUGAAGCUGCCUCCGAACGACAGGGUUGGCUGCAGGAGCCUCGAGGAGGAGCUUCUCAAGAAAGGAAUGGAUGAGCUCCACGAGGACUUGCUUCGUGGUCUGCGAUGGUGGCGAGCCACAUUUCAGGAGCAAGGCGUCCAGCUGGGGGUGUCCGCACCAGACGGCUCAGAUGCUUCUCCGCGAUACCAGGGCUCCCUGAGCAUGUCCACUUCCCGGGAGGUGGAGAUGAAGUGGUGCCUUUGCGAGUCUGCAGCAGACCUUGCAGCAUUCGGACCGACGUUGGCGAAGCUAGAGGAAGUGGCGACAUUCCUCUUGAUCUGGGGCGAAGCAGGCAACCUACGCUUUAUGCCAGAGAUGGUCUGCUUCAUCACACAGCUCGCGCUGGAUGCGGAGCCGACACACUGUGAGGAGCAGACUGGCGAGAGUGGAGUUUUCCUGGUGAAGAUCGUGCGCCCCAUUUACAAGGUGAUCUUCGAGGAGCACUACGUCAAGGUUGGCCCAUCGAACCCAACGCCGAAGCAGAAGGAUGAGAAGGUGCUCAAGGAAGGAUACGCCACCUACUUGCCAGCAGAUUGUGCGAACCAUGACGACUGGAAUGAGCUCUUCCAGGAUCCCUGGCGGCUUCAGGCAGCUCUGCCGCGCCUCGGCUGA
This is a messenger RNA of Symbiodinium natans, 1200 nucleotides long. The record is from the annotation of a GenBank genome assembly. NCBI's taxonomy places the organism in Eukaryota, Dinophyceae, Suessiales, Symbiodiniaceae.